Messenger RNA from Cannabis sativa, 824 nucleotides. RefSeq lists its product as uncharacterized. The coding region runs from base 336 to 824 and encodes 162 amino acids. The record is from RefSeq and is a predicted model, not a curated record. Lineage: Eukaryota; Viridiplantae; Streptophyta; Magnoliopsida; Rosales; Cannabaceae. The transcript has 2 exons.
AAAUGCCGGCUGAGAAAACGGAAAGGGAAACUUCAUCUUCUUCGUGACCCAGCCGCAGCUUCUUCGUGACCCAGCCGUCCAACCCCAACAACCCAAUCUCAACCAUUUUUCUUCCAAAAACCAGCAAAAUCAAAUUCAAUUCAAAAUGUAGCACUCCUAGGAAACAAGCUGAAUCCCGAAAAUCCAAAAUCAAAAACGAAAAGGAAAAAAAAAAACCAGGAAACCUCCAUUGAUGUACAAAAAAAACUCAAAAACAACAAUCAUUGAACAAAGAAAUCGCGAUCAGAGGAGAAGAACCGAGUAGAAGGAGAGCUGGAAAUCAAAGAAACUCACCCAUGAUUGAAUCAGAAGGAGAAUUGAAGGAAACGGAACCAUUACAAAUAUUGGUGCAGAGCAAUGGGCAUUGGGAUGACAACAGAAACUAUGUUGAUUAUGAAUCAAGUGGAGAAUUAAUUUCGACCAAGUGCACUUUUGAGGAACUAAUGAGAAUAAUGAUGGAAGAACUCCAAUGCAACCAUGAAUCAACACAACUACAACUGAAAUAUCAACUGAAGGAAGGAGGCCAACCACUACAAAUCAAGGAUGACAAAAGUCUGUUGUUCUACAUAAAGCUAUUAACGAAGGAGGUUGAUUUCACAAGGUACCCAUUGUGUGUGAACAAAACCAGUAACACGGCACCACCUAACCAAACAAUGGUGUGGAACAAUAUGAUCAUGGAAUCGUAUGAGAACAACGCGGCACGGGAAGACUUGCGGCAACACCGGAAACAACACGGCAACAACUUCCAAGCAACAACUAUCUCGCAGACGAUGGGAUGCGAGUGA